Molecule: messenger RNA, 495 nt
Organism: Chenopodium quinoa (quinoa)
Lineage: Eukaryota; Viridiplantae; Streptophyta; Magnoliopsida; Caryophyllales; Amaranthaceae
Product: peptidyl-prolyl cis-trans isomerase FKBP62-like
Exons: 2
Coding region: 1-495 (164 amino acids)
Molecular function (GO): protein binding
Source: RefSeq, a predicted model, not a curated record
AUGGGAUUAGCGCUUGCAAAAUACUCUCUUGCACUUAAGAUUUUAUCCUUUGUUACAGUCUGUAAUGAUGAAGAUAAAUCUGUUUUUUCGAGCCUAGCUGUGGCUCUUAAUCUGAACUUGGGUGCUUGUUAUGUCAAAGAGAAAAACUUUGACAAGGUGGGUCAGUUGUGUUCUACAGUUUUGUGUUAUGAUACAUCUAAUGUAAAAGCUUACUUUAGAAGGGCAGUGGCAGCUUUAGAGCUCAAUAAGCCCGACUUAGCUUUUAUGGAUCUCGCACAAGAAAUUAGGAUUGAUCCCACCAACAGAGAGUUUCAACAAAAACUCAAUGAGGUGACCUCUUUAUUGGGUUGGUCUCCGGAUUUUGUUAAUGAGGCACUUGCAGUUACAAGAGAGGAUAAAAUGUGUAUUGGUGUAAAAGAUGUCACCAAAAAGGAAAAGGAUGUUGCUGGAAAAUCUUUGAAUUCGGAGGAGGGUAAAGCUAACCCUAUCGAUUAA